GUGUGACGCGACUGCGGUCGAAAAAGUGGCGGAUGUCCGUGGACAUCAAAUUCCUAUUCUUGUUUAUCUUGAAGAACGGAGAUUUUUAUUUUUAUUUUACGGCGCAAUGGAGGACGAAAGAUUUGCGUCUUUCCACCGCGGCCUCGUUUUUCUUUUCCUUUUCCUCCACCCCGUCAACGGAGACGUCAGCUACUCUAUCCCAGAGGAGAUGAAACGUGGAUUUGUCGUCGGCAAUAUGGCCAAGGAUUUGGGACUAAAUUUGGGCCAGUUAUCUGCUCGUAAAGCGCGCAUUGAUGGAGAAGACGACCACGUCCAACACUGCGGCAUCAACCUCAACACUGGUGACUUGGUUGUUCAGGAAAGGAUCGACAGGGAAGAUCUUUGUGGCAAAAAGGCAUCGUGUGUUUUAAAGCAGGAACUUGUACUGGAAAACCCGUUAGAACUACAUCGUAUUAAUAUUCGUGUUGGAGACAUGAAUGAUAAUUCUCCACAGUUUAAUGAAGAUACGCUUAAAUUUGAAAUCCGAGAAUCAGCGGUUAAGGGUGCUCGUUUUCUUCUGAGAGAAGCACACGAUGCAGACAUUGGAGAAAAUGCUGUUCAAAGCUACACUUUGCAGCAGAAUGAUCAUUUUAAAUUAAUUGUAAACUCAAAAGCAGGUGGACGAAAGUACUGUGAAUUGGUUUUAGACAAGGAAUUGGACAGAGAAGAUAAAAAAGACAUGAUGCUCUUGCUGACCGCCUAUGAUGGCGGCUCCCCUCAGAGAUCAGGAACAGUCGUCAUCCACGUCACCGUUUUGGACGCGAAUGAUAACGUGCCCGUAUUUAGUCAAGCGGUCUAUGAAUCAAGUCUGGCUGAAAAUUCUCCUCUUGAUACUUUGGUGAUCACAGUGAGCGCGAGUGAUGCAGACGAAGGAAUAAAUAGCGAAAUCACUUUCGCAUUUGACCAUGUUUCUGAUGACAAUAGCAAUAUUUUUACUUUACACCCCAAAACUGGAGAAGUGAGAGUAGCUGGUGUUGUCGAUUAUGAGAAAGUAUCAUCUUACGAAAUGCAAAUAAGUGCGGUAGAUGGUCCAGGAUUAAUUUCCUAUUGUUCUUUAAUUAUAAAUCUCAUUGACAUCAAUGACAACGCCCCGGUGAUAAAUAUCAAGUCGCUGACCGACCCGGUGGCGGAGAACGUGCCGCCCGGCACCGAGGUGGCCAUCGUUCACGUGCAGGACAGAGACUCUGAGCGGAACGGGCAGGUCCGCUGCUCCGUCCGACGAGACGUCCCCUUCCGCUUAGUUCCUUCCAUCAAGAACUAUUAUUCUCUGGUGACGAGCGGCCGGCUGGACCGCGAACUGGUGUCCGAUUACAACAUUACAAUCGGCGCCAGCGACGAGGGCUCUCCUCCUCUGUCCUCCCGGAAAAGUCUUCGCCUGUCCGUCGCCGACGUCAACGACAACCCGCCCGCGUUCGAGCGAGAGUCCUACAGCGCCUACGUGAGCGAAAACAACGAAGCCGGCUCGGCUUUGUGUCGGGUGAGCGCCCGAGACCCCGACCGGAGACAGAACGGCACGGUGGUUUAUUCUCUGUUGGCGGGCGCCGAGGUGAACGGCGCCCCGGCGUCCUCCUACGUAUCGGUGGACGGAGACACGGGGGCCGUCCGCGCCGCGGGCUCCUUGGAUUACGAAGACUUGAGGAGUUUUCGAGUCCACGUGGUGGCCAGAGACAAGGGUUCUCCUCCGCUGAGCAGCAACGUGAGCGUCAGCGUGUGGAUACGGGACGUGAACGACAACUCUCCUCAGAUACUGUACCCCGCCCCGGAGGGCGACUCCUUCGUGACCGAGCUGGUCCCCAAAGCUGCGCACGGAGGCUCCGUGGUGUCCAAAGUGAUAGCGGUGGACGCCGACUCCGGACAGAACGCCCGGCUGUCCUAUCAUAUAGUCAAGUCCACGGAUCCGGGACUUUUCGCCAUCGGUCUCCACAGUGGAGAGAUCAGGACCCGGCGGGACAUUUGCCAAUCUGACGGCGUGAAGCAGAACCUGAUGGUGGCGGUGAAAGAUAACGGACAGCCCCCUCUCUCCGCCACCUGCUCCGUGUAUUUACUUCUUUCCGAUAACUCGGCCGAGUUGCCGGAACUCAUGGACGUUUCCUCCGACGAGCGGGAGAAGAAUUCCAAAGUCACCUCUUAUCUGACGGUGGCGCUGGUGUCCGUGUCCGCCUUCUUUGUGACCUUCAUGGCGGCGGUCCUGGCUGGGAGCUUUUGCCGCAGGAGAAAGCCCAGACUGUCGUCGGACGGAGCGGUCGCCGUCCCCGGCGCGUACCUCCCUCCUGAUUACGCAGAUGUCGACGGCGCGGGAACUUUACGCGGCGCCUACGACUACGACGCCUACUUGACGACGGGCUCCAGGACCAGCGACUUCAACUUUGUGCGUUCUUACGACGACGACACGCUGCCCGCUGACCGCGCGCUCGCGAAGAAUCCCAGCGACUUCGAUGAUGAGCUUCGCGAUUCUUUCGACCCUCUUGAGGUAGGCAGCUUUCACAGAUAA
Phycodurus eques (leafy seadragon) is the source of this 2530-nucleotide messenger RNA. RefSeq names its product protocadherin beta-15-like. Gene Ontology annotation, cellular component: plasma membrane. Gene Ontology annotation, biological process: homophilic cell-cell adhesion. Lineage: Eukaryota; Metazoa; Chordata; Actinopteri; Syngnathiformes; Syngnathidae. The transcript has a single exon. The record is from RefSeq and is a predicted model, not a curated record. The coding region runs from base 107 to 2530 and encodes 807 amino acids. Gene Ontology annotation, molecular function: calcium ion binding.